Messenger RNA from Diabrotica balteata, 5158 nucleotides. Lineage: Eukaryota; Metazoa; Arthropoda; Insecta; Coleoptera; Chrysomelidae. The record is from the annotation of a GenBank genome assembly.
AUCUACCAAUGAAUGCAAACUCUAAAACAUUAAUUACUUUCGGAAUUAGAUAAGUGCAGAUAUGAGGAUAAGAAAUUAAACAUUAAAAAUAAAAGCGAAGCAAAUCCACCAUGACGAUAUCGAACAGAAUAUGCAGAAGAAUGUCACCCAGAUGUUUCGCUUUGUCGGCAAUAGGCCUAACAGUUUUACUAUGCGUAUAUUACACCAGCUACACAUCAGAUGUAAAUCAGAGGGUGGAUCAGAGUCAACGAGCCGAAAUUUCAGGGAGUAGACAAACACAAAGGUUCUUUAGAAACAUUAUCAGAAACACAGAACGCUACGGUCAAGACAAGUCGUUUGAAGUUUGCCCAAAGUUAACUGCUGCAGAAGCCGAUGUCAACACCGUAGAAGUGUAUAAAGACUUUGAGUUUCAGCCCUAUUGGAUGAAGAGUAAAGAGUAUUGGGACAAAACUUUCGAAGAUCGGUAUGAACGACAGAAGAUGGAUCCAGAAAGACCACACCUUAAAGUUAUAAUAGUACCUCAUUCGCACAAUGACCCAGGUUGGUUAAAGACCUUUGAGAACUACUUCCAUUCGUCUUCAAGACAAAUAAUGAACAAUAUGGUAGCUAAAUUGCAACAAUACAAAAAUCUUACUUUUAUGUGGUCGGAAAUUUCGUUUUUGAACGCUUGGUGGGAGGAGGCUCAUCCCAGUAAACAAAGAGCUUUAAAAGAUUUUGUUCAUUCUGGAAGAUUAGAAAUUACUACAGGUGGAUGGGUUAUGACGGACGAAGCUAAUUCACAUGUGUAUGCUAUGGUUGACCAGCUAAUCGAAGGUCAUCAAUGGGUCCUAAACAAUUUAGGCAUAAAACCUCAAUCAGGUUGGUCAGUAGAUCCCUUCGGUCAUGGCAGCACUGUUCCGUAUCUUCUGGCGGCUUCUGGUUUAAAGGGUACUGUUAUUCAACGAAUCCACUACGCUUGGAAACAGUGGCUAGCAAUGAAACAGUAUGGCGACUUCCGAUGGAUACCUAACUGGACUCCUGCCGAUCCUUAUGGAUCCAUUCUGACCCAUAACCAACCUUUUGAUAUUUAUUCUAUUAAACAUAGCUGCGGACCACAUCCUUAUAUUUGCCUGAAUUUUGAUUUUAGAAAGGUACAGGGCGAAUAUACAGAGUAUUCCUUAAAAGCUCAAGCAAUUACAGAUAAAAACGUUAAGGAAAAGGCAGAAUUGUUACUGGAGCAAUACGCCCGAACGGGAUCAUUGUUCCCUCACAAUACGGUUUUGAUGCCUUUGGGAGACGACUUUAGAUACAAUGUCAAAGAGGAAUGGGAUCAGCAAUACACGAACUACAUGAAACUGAUCGAUUAUAUUAAUGCCAAUAAAAAGACUUAUAAAACUGAUAUCAGUUUCGGAACACCAGCUAUGUAUUUUGAGGAAAUUGUAAAGCGGUAUAGCCAGUUUCCCACAUUAAAAGGAGACUUUUUCGUAUAUUCAGACAUCUUUACUGAAGGACGACCUGCUUAUUGGUCUGGAUAUUUUACGACCAGGCCCUUUAUGAAAUUAUUAGAUAGAGAAUUAGAAAGCUCCCUUCGAGGUGCCGAGAUUCUCUACACCAUUGCUCUUAAUAAGGCGAAACAAAAUAAGUUGGCGUCAUAUUUGAAAGUUCUAGAGAGAGAUUUUGAGAAAUUGAUUAGGGCACGACGAUACUUGGGACUUUUUCAACAUCAUGAUGCCAUCACGGGUACCAGUAAAUCAUUUGUAAUGAGAGAUUAUGGAUUAAAGUUGUUUGAAGGGAUUAGAGAUACUGUUAACAUCCAACAAAACGCCCUUCAAAGCCUUUUAUUUCCAGACAUUCCUAUUAAGCCCGACCAAAAUUUGGUUUUAAGUGAUAUUGAACGAGAAUCAUUUGAAAAGCUUCCUCGAAAAACACCGUUGCAAAUAGGACCUAUAGGUGUCAAUCAAUCGAGAAGAAUUAUUGUCUACAAUUCUUUAAGUUUACCUCAAGAACAAGUCAUACAGCUCAGAGUCAAUACCAGCAACGUAAAAGUCGUUGAUAGUGAUGGCCUCAAUGUUCCUUAUCAAAUUAACCCUGUGUGGGACCUUUCCGAUUUUUCGAAGAUGUACAUAGCGGCAGAUGAAUUCGAAUUAGUAUUUAUAGCCAAACUACCAGAGCUGUCUGUUACAUCGUUCAAUAUUGUGUAUGAAGCAUCUGUCAAAGAAAAGCUUACUACCAUUUAUUGUAAAAAUUGUCAAAAGUCAACUACCAUUAUUAGUACUGAAAACGAGGUAAAGGCGGAAACCUUAAAAUCACAAUUCAAUAUUAAAGAUAUUCCUGCUGGAGAUAUUCAGUUAGAAAAUAAUAAAUUUAAGAUAUUAUUUAAUGGAAAUACAGGGUUUAUGAAGACUAUAACUAGAAAACAUAACCCCAAAAUAAUGCAGUGUGGAAUUCAAUUUGCCGCUUACCGUAGUGCUCAGUUCCACUCAGGGGCGUACCUGUUCAUGCCUGAUCCCAACGAAAGAGACUAUGAGAAGGACGUCCUAUCGCAAUAUAAAGAUCAAAAGAGUAUUAUUAUAACUAGCGGACCUCUUUCUACGGAAAUUUCUGUUAUCUAUGGACCAUUUUUGAUGCACACUGUGACUGUCUAUUUGGUGGAAAAUUCAACAUUGGCUAAUGGGAUUUAUAUAGAGAAUGCCGUUGAUUUUGAGAAUCCUCCCAAAAAUAGAGAAACAGAAUUAUUUAUGCGGAUUCUGUCUGAUGUUCAGAAUGGCGAACCUCCUGAAUAUUACUCAGAUCUUAAUGGUUUUAAUAUGCAAAGACGAGUUAAGAUAGAGAGAAUAGGUUUAGAAGGCAACUAUUAUCCUACUACCACCACAGCUUAUAUUCAAGACAAUAAUAUCCGCCUCAGUCUUUUAGUCAACCACGCUCAGGGCAGUUCCAGUUGGCAGCCAGGCUUUCUAGAAGUUAUGCUCGACAGAAGAACAUUAUAUGAUGAUUCCAGGGGAAUGGGCGAAGGAUUAGUUGAUAACCGAAAAACUGUUAGUAAAUACUGGUUAUUGGUAGAAGACAUAUCACAAGUUAAGCCUGACAGUAAGCCGCAACCUAAAAGGUUUGAUAAUGGAGACGAUCCAUAUGGAAAGGAAGAUGUUGUUAGAUCCUUCAAUUUACCAACAGAACCACCUACUACCGUAAAACAAGACGUAUUUUCACGACCAUCUCUGUACAGCAACCAUCUUUCAAAUUCUCUCAUCUAUCCAGCCAGCAUAUUCAUCGUGGACUCUGGUCACCAAUCAACGAUGAACCAUUCUCUGAAAUUAAUAAACAAACCAUUCCCAUGUGAUACGCACUUAUUAACUCUCCGCACCCAACCAGAUCCUAUUUACUCCCAGUUUCCUUCCUCCAGCGCUUUAAUGGUCCUACACAGGCAAGGUCACGAUUGCGCAGUAGGAGGCAAUUAUACUUGUGAUGUAGAUAAGUUUGCGAAAGACUUAAAUUUUGAAUUUGUGAGUGUGAAAGAAAUGGAAUUGAAGACUUUAACGGGUUUAGACACAAUUUCAAGUUUGCACAGUUUCGGUGAAGUUUAUUUGGAACCUUUGUCUCUAAAGACUCUUAAUGUUACUUUUGGCUAAUCUCAUUUUUUCGGUGUUGUUUUUGGGGCAUUUGUUUUAAAAAUAAAUUUUCAGUUUAAAAUAUUAUCCAAAUUAAAUGAACACUUGAACAAAAAUAUGUUGGACAGGUUUAAAUACAAUAAUAUAAAAUAGAUUGGAAAAAGAACAGUGUUUCAUGUAUAGCACAUUAGACAUCUAUAAAAAUAAUUGUAUUCGAAAUCUGAAAAUUUGUACUUUCGGAAUUAAUUAUAUUUUUACAAAGUUUGCUGGAGACAGGAUUUGAACAAGAACACAAUCUUAUUUGUACACCAAUUUUGGGUAAUGUUUAUUUAGAAAGAUUCAUCAUAAUUCCAUUUCAAUAUAUAGGGUCUUCACAAAUUUUACCUUGUUUUUUAAUUUUAAACAGACAAUAUAAAAUAAGAAAUUAAUUGUCUUUUUAGGUAGUAUUACUAAUAUUAGGGUUUCCUAUACCUGAAGUUUUUGUUUGGAAUUAAUUUUGAUUCAAAAUGGUAGCUUUCAUUUAUUGUUGUCAUAGCAAAAAAUAAGGAUUUGCAAACUCUCCAACUGUUAUUGUUGUUAGUCGUAUUAUUUGUAUUUUAUUUAUCUUAAUAUAAUUAGGUAAUUUUACCUACAACAAAUAACGCCUAGUCUAAUAAUGUCUAAUAAAUAUUAAACUUUUUUGCCACUAGAAGGUAAUUUAUGUAACACUUUCAUAAUUUAUCGAUAAUUUGCAAAUUGGUUUCUAUCAAAUAUAUUGAUUACUCCUGUAUCUGGUUAAGACAAACUCAAAUACGUUAACGUUUUUUGUCAAUUUUGAGUUUUAUUAUCAUAGUUUCGGAAUAUAUGUCUCCAACUAUCAAUCUACUGAAUUGGAUAAUAUUUUAAAACAAUGGGGUAAUAAUAUAAAAAUAUCAAAAUAUUCUUGUAGAUAAUUGUAAAUACCUAGGGACUUUGUUAAAUCAGAUGUGUAGGUUUUGUAAUUUUUUUAUUUAUUAUUAAUAGUUUAAUUAUUAGUCAGUAUAAUAAUUAGUGCUGCAAUUUAUAAAUCAGUCAAUCUUGCCACAUAAAAUUUUAGAAAAAAAAAUAUCUUUUUAAUAGCAGCUUUAUUCCAAAAAGAAAAUUAUUCAAUGACUUCUCUCUUCUAAAUUUAGGUACCUAAGAUAAACAGCUAACAGAAUCCAAAAUUAUUUUAAUAAUGAAUUGGUAAAAGUAUCUUUUUUUGUGCCGUGAAUAUGUUAUCAAAGGACAUAAGUAUUGUUUUUAAAAACACAAGAUACUCAUAAUUUUGUUUUGUAUUGUCAAAUUGUUAAUAAUUAUCAUUCAGCCUGCUGCGUCUAUUAUAAAACAUAGACCUUCUCCAAAAGUAGCCCUAUUCUGCUUGCUGUUGCUAGAAUCUACACCUUCAUAACCCUUUGUCAGACUCGUAAUUUGAACUAUACAAACACAAUCGUGGUAUCUAUUUUACACAUCUAUUAAUAUAAUUAACACAAUUCACAUCAUGUAUCUAACACAUCUAUUAAUAUAAUUACAUGUCAUCAUAGUUGCAAUCUACAAAUUAAAACACAGAGGAAAGC